GCGACGCCAGAAUCCCUGGAUACUAUCGAUAGGCAGUCAGCUUGUGUUGUCAUUUUUUUAAAUAUGGGCGAUCUGCUGAGCAACUCGGAGUUUUUCAAGAAGCUGGGCGUGGACAGCUCGAAUCAGUGGAUCCUCUACGAUGAGCAGAUGGAGCAGUUCUUCAAGUUCCUCUCGGGGAACAUCACGGAUGCGAAUAUCCUCACGGAGCGACAGUCUCUGGAGGCGGAGGAGAUGCAGCGGCGAGAGGAGUGGCUAAGUAAAUCGGAUCGCGAGUUGAAGUUGCUGCAGAUCGAUUCGGAGAGCCCUGGUCUUCUGAGUUACAAACAGCAGGAUGUGGACGCUCUGAGCAUGGGCAUUGAAGCGAUCGAGGAGGCGUCUAGGGAUUAUGCCACGCUUCUGGAGGACAUGAUAAAUACAAAGAACUCCAUAAAUAACCACCUGAGCGAAGUUGAGUGCGCUGCCGCCGAGCUGCAACUAAGGGAGAAGGAUCUGAUAGCCGAGUGUCAGUCCAAAGCCAAGCAACUGGAGGAACUGCAGCGGGAGAACUGCCGACUAAGCAGCGAGGCCAAGAAGGCCUUUACCUCCCAGCAGUCGCCGCCACUCUUUAUGCAUCAACUGCCACUGGAGCAGUACUUCCACAAGUGCGACUCCUUCAUGCAAUACUUUACUCUGUAUGUAAAGGAAAACUUCAAGAUUCAGGACUAUGAUGAAUUCCAGAGCGCAGAGGCAGAUCUUCUGCAGGAGAAGGCCAAGCUGGAGGACUUGCAACAUGGCAUCCAGUUUUAUGCCCUAUCCUAUAUAAGGACCAAAGCCAAGGCCAAGGCCACGCAGGCUCUAAUAGAUCAGCUGGAUCUCGGCCAUAUACACUGCCUUAGUUUGGCGGAUAUGACGCGCGAAAUGCACGAUUUGCAGCUACUUAACGAUCAUCAGCUGAGCAACAUUUUCGAUACGCUCUUAAAUGAUCUUACUAUUCACAUUCAGCAGCACACCCAGCGGCGUAUUGAGCUCGUACUCUACGAGAAUACCAAACUCAAGUUGGAUCGAGCUGUUCGGCGCCACGAGAGUGACAAGAAGCUGACCAAAAUCAUAUCGGAUGCUCUGUCCAAUGCGGAACUGUUGUGGAUUGCGAUCCAGCUGGACUGUGACAAGAAGCGCAACUGCCUGGACACAUCGGAGGAGCUGCAUAACCAAGCGCAGACCACCUGGCAGAGGAUUCAGACAAUGCGGUCCAUCAAUGCCAGCUACCAGGGAAUUUGCGCUCCGUUUGUGCAGGAGAUUGCCAAUCUGCUGUCAGCCCAUUUGGGACAGAACAUAAAGGCUGGCGAGGCCAAGGCUUGCCUAUUUGAGUACGAAAAGUUCGGCCGUCUGCUAUCGUAUUCGUUUCAGAGCAUGCAGAAAAAGUCCUGUGUGGCUGCCCAGGAUCAAUUGGCAGAACUCAAGCGUUUGGAGCAGACCUUGCGACCCUUUGUCUAUGAUUCCCCCAUUGAAAGGCCAAUGUUUGAGAAUGUCCGGUACUUGAGCGCCAUUUACAAUGUCACCCAGCAACAAAAUCGUCUCGAUGAAGCCGUGCGAUCCUUGCGGACAGAUUUCCUCGAAAAUGUAGUCGGCCGCAUUGAAAAGGAUAAACUUUGGCGCUAUAGCGUAGUCCUUUGGAUAUGGUUCCUCACUGAACCGCAUCGCAUGAUGCAUGCAAUCGAUGAAGUUAAAAAGGCAGCCGCCGGUGUGAUCCGCCCUGGUGGCGGUCUGCAGCGCAAAUGAAUUUAGUUGAUAACGAAACUAGUCCGCAAGUAAAGUUUAAAUUAUUAAAAAAAUUAUUUCAACUAAA
This is a messenger RNA of Drosophila suzukii, 1825 nucleotides long. RefSeq names its product dim gamma-tubulin 3 (gene dgt3). Lineage: Eukaryota; Metazoa; Arthropoda; Insecta; Diptera; Drosophilidae. The record is from RefSeq and is a predicted model, not a curated record.